AACCACAACCCUUCUUUCUGUUCCCACCGGUAGUCAUCCCACUCUCACCCCACAAUCGGCUAAGCAUUGUUCCUUAUCUCCGUGCUAUCCACUUGUUUUUACUUAAAACGCGUCACCUUUACAAAAACCCCACCCACCGCAUCUGGCACUUACACGUACCAUCACCCAACCUUCUAUCGCGUUGCUAUUUCGACACUAGCUUUUCAAGGUCCAACAUAACUGCAGGUCACGCUAAUAAAUUUUUUUAACAUGGCCCGCCUUUCGCUGGGCUCAACGCCAAAACGAGUGAUCGCCACCAAUCGCCGCACAGCAUCCAGCACAUCUGCGCGGAAGACAGUCCCUGGGGUAUCAUCCGGGCUUCAGCGGAACGCCCCGGGAGACCCCGUUCCCGAAACUCUGAAGAAGCGUCGCUAUAGGCCAGGUACCCUUGCGCUCCGUGAGAUUCGUCAGUACCAGAAGUCUACCGACUUGCUCAUUAGAAAACUACCGUUUGCGCGUUUAGUGAGGGAGAUCGCGACGGAGUACUUGGGUAAUGAGUACGGGUUGCGGUGGCAGAGUGUCGCCGUGCUCGCGUUGCAAGAGGCUUCGGAGGCUUUCUUGGUGAAUUUGUUUGAGGACACGAACUUGUGUGCUUUGCAUGCCAAAAGGGUGACGAUUAUGCAGAAGGAUAUCCAGCUAGCCAGGAGAAUUAGAGGGCAGUUCUAACAAUGUCGGUUUCACUAAGGCAAGGAGCACCAUAAUGGGUCCCCCUUCCAUUUAUUCUCUUCUCAUUUGUAUUCUCUAGGUUUUUGGUUCUUGUUUGUAUUAUUAUAAUCUGUUUCCGUGUUUCAAUAGAUUUCGCGUUCGGUA
Messenger RNA from Babjeviella inositovora NRRL Y-12698, 849 nucleotides. Its product is annotated as histone H3 family protein. Bases 250 to 705 code for a protein of 151 amino acids. Gene Ontology annotation, molecular function: DNA binding; structural constituent of chromatin; protein heterodimerization activity. Lineage: Eukaryota; Fungi; Ascomycota; Pichiomycetes; Serinales. The transcript has a single exon. The record is from RefSeq and is a predicted model, not a curated record. Gene Ontology annotation, cellular component: nucleosome.